GCCGGCGGUAAAGCGGCAAAGGCUGCCACUCCAAGCAGCGGACGGGAGGCAUGGGUGGCUUGGCUGCCCCAGUUUCACACUUGGCCGGUCUUCUACACCAGAAAGCUGGAGGCUGUUGCGGCUCUCUCCGUGCAAUGGCCCGACGAGACCUGGACCAAGCUUUCUGCCGAGGUGCGAGAGAUACUCGAAGGCAGCAUUGCCGGCGAGAGACGACAGGCUUUGCACCCGGACCUGCUGCCGCUUACUGCCCUGCCAGGCCCUAUGCUCCAGGCUCCAACCGUGGAGAUUGAGGGCGCAUCUCCUCAAGAGGUCCGAGCAGCGCGAGCAUGUUUGCAGAUGGCGCGACGAAUGGUCCCACAGACUGCGAUUGCGGUACAGGAUGCGGUUGCAAAGAAGAUGCAGCAAUGGCAGGUCGAAAGCGCCGCUGGCGGAUUGCCGCCAGCCACAGCCCAGCAGGUGGUGACACUGACGAGGUGGGCCAUGGACACCAGCAACUGGACGGUCAUUACCCAUGCCAUGGCUGGCGACACGAAGCCUCGGAUGCUGCCCUUGGCUGAUGUGCAGCUUCGAAACGAGGACAUGACGAACCUGGAGAAGCUAACUGGCAUCAGGCUGUCAUUUGCCAUGCCCCCGAGCUGUUGUGAUCUUUGUGCCGAAGAUAGCGGGAACCUGUUCCGAGUUCAGCAGCUCAGAGCGGUUUGA
Molecule: messenger RNA, 702 nt
Organism: Symbiodinium sp. CCMP2456
Lineage: Eukaryota; Dinophyceae; Suessiales; Symbiodiniaceae
Source: the annotation of a GenBank genome assembly